ACAUGUACUUUGUUUCCUCUAUGUGAAUCCUCACUCUAAAGGACAUAAAAGGUAUUAUAGGACAGGAAUUCUUCAUUCAUAUUUUUCAUAUGGUUUAUCUAUUAUAAUAAGUGAGGAGGAACAUACUGGUCCUUGGGAGCUAAACUAAUGGUGAGCCUCCCAAUAAUGCUGAAUUAGGUUCUAAAACUCUACAAGAAAUCUCAGUUUUUGUUAAACAUACAAGAUGCAGAUAAUGGUUGAAUAGGGCAGCUUGUGAAGUUUGAACACAAUCAAUACUCAGGUUAACCUGUCAGGUGUAAGAGAACAGGUGAAUCACCGUGAAAAUUGCUGUACAGGGACAGCAUUAUCUUACGCACAUUUACUGUAUGACACACGAGCCAUGGCAGUUAGUGUGGAAAGCCUGCAGAGAUUCCUCUCCAUCACUGUGUCUCUCCCCUCAUUCCCUGUCUGUUGUUGUUAUUUGGUGAUGAUCAUAUUCCUGGCUCCUAUCUGGCAGCGGAAAACUUCUCCUUUACAAAUUCGUCCUAUCCUUAUUCUCCACAACUUUGCCUGCAGUUUGGUCAGCAUCUAUGCUUUCUUUGGCUUCCUGAAUGGAAUCCUCUGGAGCAAGUCCAUGUUCCAGAAGGGAGACUCGGACAUACUGAGGCCGGUGUACCGUGUCUACUGGCUCACCAAGCUGCUGGAGCUCCUGGACACAGUUUUCAUGAUCGUUCGUCACAGGCGGCGCCAGAUCAGCUUCCUCCACGUCUAUCACCACAGCUCCAUCCUCCUGCUCAGCGACGUGGCCUAUCACAUGUACCCUUGGCCUGGAAUUGCCUUUUACCUCAUGAACAACUCAUUUGUCCACAUCGUUCUGUACACAUACUAUGGGCUUUCAGCUUUAUUUCCAGACAGGUCUUUUCCUUGGAAAAGACACAUCACUGAGCUCCAGAUAUUUCAGUUUUUUGUCGGUUUUGUGCAUGCAACCAUAGGCUAUGUUUACCAUGGGUUUUGUAUAUAUGGGAUUUUCUAUGGAAUAACUAUGACUGUAUUAUUCUCAAAUUUUUAUUAUAAGGCAUAUUUAGCUCCAAAAAAACCAAAGGAAUCUUAAUUUUUCAUUGGGUUUAGAUUAGAAUAGAGAAUUUUUUUUUUAUUUUACCUCCAUAUUUUAUAAUGCAUAUGGAUAAUACAUGUUUUGGGUGCAAUUAGAUCCAGCUUGAGACCAAGGAAUGUAGAUAUAUGGCUUUUAUGAUUUAUCUUUUUUUUUAUUUUACAACAACGAAUAAUGUUUUUGAUCUUUUUAGAAGCAACACUGUACCAAUGUUUUAUUGCUCCAGUGGAAUGUUUAAAAUGCUCCAAAUAUUUUUCUUAGUUUCAUUUUACAACCAUCAUUAAUCUGUUAUGAUUGUCCACAAUUCAUCAACGAAACUUUGUAUUUAUAAAGAUUGUGAUUCCACCCAUUCUCCAUCAUUUUAUCUACUAACUAUUCCAUGAAGUAGCCACUUCAUCACGAAUCGUGAUUUAAAUGAAAAGGUUGGAAUAUGUUCCAUUCAUGUUACACAUAUGUUCAGUUAACAAAACUUGCUGUUCAGAAAAUUUUUAUGUUGCUCAAUGACUAUUGAUGGUUUAUGGAUAAAACUGUAUUUUUGAUUUGACGUGGGAAAAGAUUGAAAUGUUCCAUUAAUGUUACAGAUUUGUUGUAUGUUGAGAUUAACAAAACUUUUUGUCAUGAUAUGUUUAAGUCAUAGGCAGCCAAAAAUUUAUUGCUGCAUAUGAUUCAUACAUUUAACAAAGAAUACAGUAGCUUGAUGCCUGCCAGUGUAUGGAAAGAAAUUAUAUAUUUUUUCAACUUUUAAAGAUAUUCUAGUCUAAGAUGAUUUAUAAAAUUUAAUUUAUUCAAUGUAGAUUUUUUUAUUUAUAUCUGUUAACAUGAAAUCAAAAGAGUUACACACAAGAUCAUAUGGUAUAUUCAAUACUGUCAUGUUAUUCCAAUUAAUAUGAAUAUAAAAUCUACACAGGUGAACUAAAAUGAAUAUCAAUAAUUUAUUCCACAGUUUGGAAAAAUAUUUAUAUCACAGUUUGAAAAAAAAAAAUUAAUUUGAAAAGAGAGGAAUAAAUGCAAUAUUAACAGUUAUUUUUGCAAAACAAAUUUUAUCUAAGAGCAAAUGUGAUUUUUUUUUUGUUCAACUUAAAUCAACUACACUACCUAAAUAUGCUUAUUGGAUUUGGUUAGCAAAAAUAAUUCAAUGUUCUGAAGACAAUUUUUUACUUUGUUUGCAAAUUAAGGCUCCUACCAUAGUGUAUCAUAAAAAUACUUUAGUUUUAUAGCUGGAACAUUUCAUACAUAAAAUACUGGUUAGUGAGUAGUGCAAUGGUUUGAUGUCUCCACAUUUGUAUACAUGAUUUUAUGUAAACCAGUGAUAUCUUCUUGCAAGAAUUGAGAUAAUUUUAUUUCUUGGAUUUUGCAUAUUCUAAAUAAAUAUUCUAGAAAUCUCAUGAUUAAUGAUAUUAUGAUAUAACAGAUAUAUUCUUAAAUAUGUUUUACUCAUCAAAUGCCAAAGUUAUGUUUUUCAUUUUGAAAUUUACCAUCAUUGGUCAUCAGUGAAAAUUUGCCUAUGUAAUUUGGGUUGUAUAGCAUCCUGAUUCAGUAAUCCACCUUACAUUUGCUCAGAAUAGUAUAUGCAAUCUAAAUUCAAUACUCGUUUUGAAUAUCUAGUGUAACAGUUUUUUUUUUUAGGAAUUUAGUGUAGGAAAAGUGCAAGAUAAAAAAUUUACAUUAAGGUUUUCCGAUCCUCAGCCACAAAGUGGGUUUUUUUUUAUCCUAAAAAUAUUAUUUAUCCUUCAAACUUUAUAUAAAUGAAGUAAAAUAAAAAGAAAUUUUUUUUUAUAGUAAUCGUGCAUUUUAUUGCAAUUAUGGCCAUGAUGAAUAUAAAAGAAUAAAAAAGGUUUACAAAUUAGUAAAAAAAAUAAAAGGUCAUAUCGGAGCAACAGUGGCUCGAACCCCAUUACUUCUAGGUAGUAGUUCUUCUUGGAGCCACUAAUCCAAGCUGUUUGUUGAAUGGAUUAGUGUAAUAUUAACACUUCAAGACUGAUUAAAUGUACCUUAGUGAAAGGCAGAUUUAUGGUACGGAUAAAAAAAUUCCAGAUUAUUUAGAGUCAAUCUUAUUAUCGAACAUUGCUGAGGAUUGGAGAUUGUUAAUGCUUGAUGUGAAAAUUUCAUGGCAGAUUGUCUCAGGUUACCGAUUAAUAUGUAUACUCUGACUUAUACAUGUAUUUAUAGUUGUUUGUCAUUAAUUUUAUAUUAAGAAGAAUAUAUUUUAUUUGUAUUAAUGAAUAGAUAAGUGGUAAUGUAGUAUUAUAUGGAAAAUACUUGUAAUAAUCAUCUUAAUUCUUGUCAGUGCUCAUAACUGACAUGAUUAAUUAAUUAUAAUUAUCAUGCAAUAUGAAAUUCAGGUUGUGACAAUUUUGUUUCACUGAAAUAAUUUCAUGAUGCAAUCUCUCUCUCUCUCUCUCUCUCUCUCUCUCUCUCUCUCUCUCUCUCUCUCUCUCUCUCUCUUGCAGAUUAAAGAUUCUAAGGUUUUUCAUUUGAUUUACUGUAAAUAUAUGUUAAUCAGCCAAGAAGAUUUUGAUUUUCUCCUGAUCAAGUCAUUUUUUAUUUUCAAAUUCCAUGGGAUUAGAUGUCAAUUAGAGUAAAAAGAAAUUAUAAUUAAAUUAGCUAGAGCAUUUAAAAAGAGAUUUCCUAUAUUCAGUACCAAAUGAGAAUGGAGGAAAGGAGAAGAAAGAGAGAUAUGUCAUAAUAUAUUGCAUGUUUUGGUGGCUUUACUCAGACACUAGCAAUAUAAAUUUAAGAUGAUUAAUUGUACAAAGGGGAGUAACUUGUACCAAGAUUUCUCAUUUCUUGCAUACAUUCCAUUGAUUAGGAAAUCCAUCAUAUUGCAUAUCAAUUAUUAUUUAUUACUUGCACUUCUAUAUCUGUAUGGAUUAUUUACUGAUAAGUGAAAGAAACUUACUGGUUUAUAUAGAUAUAUAUAUGGAUUUUGUAUUUUUUAAAAUAUAUUCUCUAUAGCUAAAAACAGAGGAACCAAAUACUGGUAUGUCCAAUUGUUAAUCCAGAAUUAUUCAAGAUUUUGCUAUGUUAAUUGAAUACAUAUCAACACCAUUAGGUGUUAUGGUGCAUGUUUUAUUACUUUGUAUAUGGAAUACAAAAAUAUAUGUAUUUUGCAAUUUAUAAAUUUAAUAAAUCUUUACUUUGAUUUAA
Magallana angulata is the source of this 4237-nucleotide messenger RNA. Its product is annotated as elongation of very long chain fatty acids protein 5-like. The transcript has 4 exons. Gene Ontology annotation, cellular component: endoplasmic reticulum membrane. The record is from RefSeq and is a predicted model, not a curated record. Lineage: Eukaryota; Metazoa; Mollusca; Bivalvia; Ostreida; Ostreidae. Gene Ontology annotation, molecular function: fatty acid elongase activity. Bases 380 to 1090 code for a protein of 236 amino acids. Gene Ontology annotation, biological process: fatty acid elongation, monounsaturated fatty acid; fatty acid elongation, saturated fatty acid; fatty acid elongation, polyunsaturated fatty acid.